ACCACGUUCAUGUCAGGCACGAUGAAGCAGAGGCUGACCUGAAGCAGAGGAAAGCUGAAGAAUGUCUACCACAUACAGAGACCGUUGACACAUUUCCUGUGGCCGGAAGACAGCAACCCUCUGUCCCAAGCAUUAUUUUAUCUGGAACUUAAAGUUUAUAGAGAAUUUUCUUUCCGAGAGUUGGGCAAACCUAUAGUUUCAAACAACUCUCCUUCAACAAGUUCUGUUUCCAAGGACAGUCUUAACCAUUUGUCCCUUCUGGCGUACCCUCUUGCAAUGAAAUCCAUGCAGAAUAGACCAGAGAUGGGCAGCAGUGAGCCCCUUCCCAUUGCAGAAGGUGGCACAAGGAAGAAGAAGAAACGGAAGGCCCGAGCCGCUGACUUUUUGCCCGGAAAGUUUGAAGAUACGUACAAGCUGACCUCUGAACUGCUUGGAGAAGGAGCCUAUGCCAAAGUUCAAGGUGCUGUGAACCUGCAGAAUGGCAAAGAGUAUGCUGUCAAGAUCAUCGAAAAACAAGCUGGGCAUAGUCGGAGUAGAGUAUUUCGAGAGGUGGAGACGCUCUAUCAGUGUCAAGGAAAUAAGAACAUUUUGGAGCUGAUUGAGUUCUUUGAAGAUGACACAAGGUUUUACUUGGUCUUUGAGAAAUUACAAGGAGGCUCCAUCCUGGCCCACAUUCAGAAGCGGAAGCACUUCAAUGAGCGAGAAGCCAGCCGAGUGGUACGGGACGUUGCUGCUGCCCUCGACUUCCUACACACCAAAGGCAUUGCUCACCGAGAUCUGAAGCCCGAAAAUAUACUGUGUGAGUCUUCAGAAAAGGUGUCUCCAGUGAAAAUCUGUGACUUUGACUUGGGCAGUGGAGUGAAACUGAAUAACUCCUGCACCCCCAUAACUACACCAGAGCUGACCACUCCAUGCGGCUCUGCAGAAUACAUGGCCCCGGAGGUGGUGGAGGUCUUCACAGAUGAGGCCACGUUUUACGACAAGCGCUGUGACCUGUGGAGCCUGGGAGUGGUCCUCUACAUCAUGCUGAGUGGCUAUCCGCCCUUUGUGGGUCACUGUGGGGCCGACUGUGGCUGGGACCAGGGAGAGGUCUGCAGGGUGUGCCAGAACAAGCUGUUUGAGAGCAUCCAGGAAGGCAAGUACGAGUUUCCUGACAAGGACUGGGCACACAUCUCCAGUGAGGCCAAAGACCUCAUCUCCAAGCUCCUGGUUCGAGAUGCGAAGCAGAGACUGAGUGCUGCCCAAGUUCUGCAGCACCCAUGGGUGCAGGGGCAGGCUCCAGAAAGGGGACUCCCCACGCCGCAAGUCCUCCAGAGAAAUAGCAGCACAGUGGACCUUACGCUCUUCGCGGCAGAGGCCAUUGCCCUUAACCGCCAGCUGUCUCAGCACGAGGAGAAUGAACUGGCAGAGGAGUCAAAGGCACUGGCCGAGGGCCUCUGCUCCAUGAAGCUUUCCCCUCCCUCCAAGUCCCGCCUGGCCCGUCGGCGGGCCCUGGCCCAAGCAGGCCGCAGUGGAGAUGAGGAAUCGACACCUACCUCUCUCUGACCGGCUCCAGCCACACCUUUCAGGCCCUAGGCCUGUCCAGGCAUUGCCCCCGGAAACCUGUGAGGCCAAAGUCUUCAAAGAAGGCAGAGGAACCUGCUGUGUGGCUGCAGCAGGGCUUUUUCAUCCGCCAAGGCCCUGAGGUUCCCACCCAACCCCCAUACCCCCAGAGACCUCAAGGAAAAAGCUUUUUCCAAAGGGGUUGUCUUUGAAAAGGAAAGCAAUCACUUGUCACUUUGCAUAAUCGCCUGAGGCAGGGACAUCUCUGCUGGGCUCUUGCCCACCUGCUCACCCGCCUGCAGAUCCUGGAUCCAGCCUGCUCUGGUGAAGGAACCGGCUGCAGCCUUCAGGGAGCCAGCCUUGAGAAGCUGACAGAGGCUCUUCCCUCCCUGCACUGUCACCCCUGCUCAGCCGGUCCUACCUUCCUCUGUCCUCUGGAUGUCCUCCCCCAGGGCGAGGCAAAGCCAUCCCCUCAAUUCAGGGAAGGGCAGAGAGACUUUGCAUCCGGAAGCCAGACCAGUCUUCCAGUCUGUAGCACAGAGAAGCGCAUAAUCUUUCUUUGCCGUGACCGAAAUGUGUCCCUCAUUUAUCAUCCUCUUUCUUGUUUGGUUGGGAUUGCUUCUAAAGUCAGUAUUAUUUCGUUUUUAAAAAUGUUUGGUUUUUUUAACCAUGCUCUUCCACCAGAGAUGGGAGUUUGAAUUCCCACUGCAAGCCCAUGGACUUGCCAGAGCGUGCAAAGGCUCCCUCUCCUUUUGCUGAAUGUCCGUGCUUUUGGAAGCUUUAAUCGGCAGUUUCCUAUUAUUCUAACUGGUUUUAAGCUGUUGUGAGAUGAUAAGCACCUGAGAGACCGAGUCUGCCGCUGCAUCUCUCAGGCCCGGUGUGGAAGGCAGCACAGGUCUGGGGCAGUUACAAGGAUCUCUGUGCCUGAGGUAGAGCCAGGUCCAAGGCAGCCCAGCUGCUCUGCUCUGAGCGACCUGGAGCUUGCCACCUGCCAGAGAGCAUGAAGGCUAGCCUGGAUCAGAUAAGCUGAGCUGCUGAGUUACCUGAAGAAAAUCAACAUGUAUAUGUCAGACUUUAUACAACACAAUGAUGCUAUUUUAUGUUGAGCUUGUUUUAAUAAAAGUUUUAAUAAAACUUUUAAAUUGUU
Molecule: messenger RNA, 2689 nt
Organism: Phyllostomus discolor (pale spear-nosed bat)
Lineage: Eukaryota; Metazoa; Chordata; Mammalia; Chiroptera; Phyllostomidae
Gene: MKNK1
Product: MAPK interacting serine/threonine kinase 1
Exons: 13
Coding region: 277-1545 (422 amino acids)
Biological process (GO): peptidyl-serine phosphorylation; intracellular signal transduction; protein autophosphorylation
Cellular component (GO): cytoplasm; nucleus
Molecular function (GO): calcium-dependent protein serine/threonine kinase activity; calmodulin binding; ATP binding
Source: RefSeq, a predicted model, not a curated record